Molecule: messenger RNA, 769 nt
Organism: Rosa rugosa (rugosa rose)
Lineage: Eukaryota; Viridiplantae; Streptophyta; Magnoliopsida; Rosales; Rosaceae
Product: GABA transporter 1-like
Exons: 4
Coding region: 152-769 (205 amino acids)
Cellular component (GO): plasma membrane
Source: RefSeq, a predicted model, not a curated record
GCUUUGUCUAUAUCUUCACAAAAUAACAGAAAUACUUUUGCCCUUGUUGCUGGCCGGGUAGGAAUCUGUGGUUGUUAACUUGUUGCUAGUCAUAACAGAACUGUCGAUCAAAAUUGCCUAGGCAAUUAAGCAAAAAUAUACAAAUAGAAUUAUGGAGCCAGUAGUAGUGGCAACAGAGGAAGAUGAAGCCAACAAUAUUCCAAAGAAACUAGAUGCUGGAGCUCUAUUUGUGCUCAAAUCCAGAGGGUCAUGGUUGCACUGUGGAUAUCACUUGACAACUUCAAUUGUAGCUCCUGCACUCUUGAGUCUUCCCUAUGCACCUUCCCUGAUGGGUUGGUUUGCCGGCGUUAUAUGCCUGACUGUUUCAGCUCUGGUAACUUUCUAUUCCUACAACCUUCUGUCCUUGGUUUUAGAGCACCAUGCUCACCUUGGUCAGCGCCAGCUUCGCUUCCGCGACAUGGCCAGGGAUAUUUUGGGACCAAGAUGGGGAAGAUAUUUUGUAGGUCCAAUUCAAUUUGGCCUAUGCUAUGGUGCAGUUAUAGCUUGCAUUCUUUUAGGAGGACAGAGCCUUAAGUACAUAUUUCUGCUCUCUAGUUCAAGGCCAGAGACCAUGAAACUCUACCAAUUCGUUAGUAUAUUUGGUCAAGUGAGUUUUGACGUCCAUGACAGGAAUAUUUUCAAUAAUAGCUUGAUCACUAUUCUUGAGUCAACUCGCGAGAUUUUGACACUACCUGUUUUUACGCUUUUGAAGAGUAAAGGAACAACAUAA